Molecule: messenger RNA, 1614 nt
Organism: Entelurus aequoreus (snake pipefish)
Lineage: Eukaryota; Metazoa; Chordata; Actinopteri; Syngnathiformes; Syngnathidae
Product: class I histocompatibility antigen, F10 alpha chain-like
Exons: 4
Coding region: 1-1224 (407 amino acids)
Biological process (GO): immune response
Cellular component (GO): external side of plasma membrane
Source: RefSeq, a predicted model, not a curated record
AUGCGAGGCCGAAGCGUGUCCCGUUACCCCACCAGGGACGCCUCACGCUUGGGAGACAUCAUGGAGGAAAUAAAAAGAAUGAUUCACACGCUGCAGUAUUUCACCACUGCAUCCUCUCAAGUUCCAAACUUCCCAGAGUAUGUGGAGGUUGGUUAUGUUGAUGGAGUUGAGAUUAUUUACUAUGACAGCAACAUCAGGAAAGCAGAAUCCAAACAGGACUGGAUGAACAAAAUCACAGCAGAGGAUCCAAAAUACUGGCAGAUACAAACAGAGAUCAAUGUUGGUAAUGAGUUUACUGACAAACACAACCUUGAAGUUCUUAAGAAGCUUUUCAACCAAACUGGAGGUGUUCACAUUGUCCAGUGGAUGUCAGGAUGUGAAUGGAAUGAUGAGACUGAUGAGGUUACAGGUUGGAAUCAGGCAGGUUAUGAUGGAGAAGAUUACAUAUCGUUGGACAUGAAGACAUGGACAUGGACUGCAGCAAAACCACAAGCUUUCCCCACCAAACUCAACUCCAUCUUUACCUCCAUCCACACCUUCUCCCCACGUUGUCUUCUGUUCACACGUGACAUCACUUCCUGUGCAGAGCUUCCAGAGGUGUUCCUCCUCCAGAAGACGCCAUCCUCUCCAGUCACCUGCAUGGCGACAGGUUUCUACCCCGACCUCGCCGACCUGUUUUGGAGGAAAGACGGCGAGCAGAUGUUGGAGGACGUGGAGCACGGAGAGCUGCUCCCCAACCACGACGGAACCUUCCAGAUGUCGGUGGAGCUGAAAGUGGAGGUGACGGCCGAGGUGGAGGGCAAGUACGAAUGUGUGUUCCAGCUGUCUGGCGUCAAGGAGGACCUGGUCACCAAGCUGGAGAGAAGAAGCAUCCUGAGCAACGCAAGCCAUGAAGGUGAGAAAGACACAUUUAGUUGGAGAUGUUUCCCAUCACAAGUCCACCUGUCACCAUUAUUGAUCCAUGUCACCAUGACAACGCUUGACGUCUGCAUGCAAAGUAGUCAUGAAGGUUUCCUCUUCAUGCUUUGUCACUCCACUUGUGCUUUUUUGCUCUCCACAGACAACUUGAGCGUCGCCCUCGCUGCCACGGCGGCGGUCGUCGCUGUGGCGGCCGUCCUGGCGGCCAUCAUCAUGGUCAUGGUCAGGCGUCACAGAAACAGACAAGGUGAGGGACACCAAUGUCCUCCGUCUUCUUCUUCUUCUUCUUCUCGGUCCAGGCCGUGAGUUGAUGCUUUCAUCCGGGCUGCAUGUUUUAGUUGCCUUCCAGCCAAACACUCAAAGAUCCACAGAGACAGAGCGCACACUCUCACAUAGAAACACGUGAGGAAAAAGUCCAUUUCACCUUGUUUCCCUUUCAUUUCAGCCCAGUACGAUCCAGCUCGUAAGUAAAACAUCUUUUCUUUGAGCCGCAAGAAACAAAGCCGUGGUGAAGCGUCACUCACAUGGAGGUCUGAUGUGGACCUUUGUUACAAGUUUAGCCUGAAAAUCCCAACUUGGGCUGACUCCUUCACAAUAAAAGAGCCUCCUGUGAGCACACGCAAUACAAAGUGUGGCAUAUCUCACGUUUGACAUGAGUCCUCAUGAUGAGGAUCAGCCAAAUGAGACCUCAAGUGU